Penicillium daleae is the source of this 7467-nucleotide messenger RNA. Its product is annotated as Beige/BEACH domain protein. The transcript has 9 exons. The coding region runs from base 1 to 7467 and encodes 2488 amino acids. NCBI's taxonomy places the organism in Eukaryota, Fungi, Ascomycota, Eurotiomycetes, Eurotiales, Aspergillaceae. Gene Ontology annotation, molecular function: protein binding. The record is from RefSeq and is a predicted model, not a curated record.
AUGGCUCCGCCGCCCCUCCUCGCUGCCUCCCCCUCCGGAUCGACAGAGCGACUAGCGGAGGAGCUGACGCCCACCGUUGACCAGCUCAAGACACUUGCAGCCGAGAAACCACUUGCCAUUGCGCAGGCACUAGCGGCCACCGAACCUCUACUACGUCUCCGCCAUACGUUUAUUGACGAUGCACACCCACGGGCAGUGAAGGAUGCAUUCCGUCAGCUGGCGGGGUUCCAGGCCCUGCUGGACCUUGCGGACCAGCUCGCCGAGCUUUAUGAUACCACCAUAUUGUCCAAAGAGGACCGAAAAAGCGUGAUUGGGAUCUACAAAGAUGUCUUGGGAGCGCUGGCCGAGGGUUUGAAGGACCAUUUUGCCAACAAGCGCUACUUUGCGCGGAGGAUUGCUCGCGGCGGGACUGCGGCGUUGGAGCGGAGCUUGACGGUCUUGGUUGGAAAGAUAACUCAGACCGAAUGCGAUGCUCAGCAGCUGUACGGUGCCAUCCUGGCCGCGGCUCUCUGCCAGGAGACCGUUGCGGGGAUAUUCGUAGCUUUGAGUGCGAAAUUCCCACAGAACAACACCUCCGCAUCACCCAGGGACGUCCGGGAUGCUGUCAACAAGUAUAUGGGAUCUGCCGAGACGGUCGAGGUACCUGAACUUUUGGGACCGUUGGUCCGUGUUUGGGUGACACACUCUGCUUUACCAGGAAACGAAGUUCUCCGUCUAGCUCUUCCGGCUUGCCUGAGUCAAUUGGCUACGCAAUCCCGAAAGAACGUCGUGGCUUUGCAUGCUACUGGGAUGCUCACCUCUAUCCUACCCCUCCUGUUCGAUGACGGCCGGUCCGACACCGAAAAAGAGCUCUAUCAGGACCUGGCCCGGUACCUCAGCGUUCAAGGCAUGAAUAGUCUGGAAGAUGCCGUUGCUUUAUACCGUCGUGCUCAUGAUAACCCUCGAGUCCUUGGGUUUCUGUUGUCCGCUCUCAAGUACUCCAAAGAACCCCCCUCAAUACAGUUUGACCUCUCUACACAUGGCUUCUCCUCUGUUGAGUUCGCUACACUAGGCCGACCAUUCCCACCUACUGCCUCCGCUGGGUAUACACUGGCCGCCUGGGUGCGCUUCGAUGACUUUGAUCUUAACACGCAUACUACCAUAUUCGGCGCCUUCGACGCGAGUCAGACCUGUUUCGUUUUGGCGUAUGUGGAGAAAGACACCCGCAAGUUCAUUCUUCAAACAUCAAUUCGAGGGCCACGUCCCAGUGUCCGGUUCAAGUCAACGACUUUCGAAGCCAACCGCUGGUAUCAUAUCUGUAUUAUUCAUAGAAAGCCAAAGCUUGCAUCGUCUUCACGUGCCUCACUUUUCAUCGAUGGCGAGUUCGUGGAGCAGUUGAAGAUCGAAUAUCCCUCUGUACCAACCAGCAAUCAUCCUCACCGUUCACCCCGCAUUCAGGCGUUCUUUGGAACCCCACAAGAUCUUGCUAUGCGCCUUGGUAAAGGCGUGUCGACAUCCCGCUGGUCUCUUGCAAACGGGAUGCUCUUUGACGAGGCAUACAGCGAUGACCUGGUGGCGGUCUUCUACAAUCUUGGUCCUCGUUACUUUGGAAAUUUCCAGGAUUGUCUGGGAUCUUUCCAGACGUACAAAGCCUCUGCCACGCUCAACUUGCGGAAUGAACAUCUACAUCCCGGGAAAGAGGAGGAGUCGGACAUUGUUACAGCUAUUAGAAGGCGAGCCAGCAUGCUGAUUCGCGAGGGCUCAAUCUUGAUCAAUUUGUCCCCGGUUGCAGUUUUGGAUGAUGACGAUAGCAACAAUGUGGAUGAGUCGCAGCUGAUCAAGUGCCUUUCGCGACAGGCGGCCAAGAGCUUGCAACAGCUGACAAAGGCCGGAGGCAAUGCAGUCGCAGUGAAUGGAGGUACUCCAGCCAUUAAUGACGGAUUGACGCAACCGCAAGGUGUGGGUGUCCUGACUGGAGAUCCUGUUGUUGCAGUUCCUUGGUCAUUGGAUGACGCGAGCUGGUGCCUGGGCGGCUGUGCCGCAGUCCAUCUUAGCCUGAUCCAAGCUGCCAAUACCGCAGAGACUCUUCGCCUGGCUGUGGAGGCGCUCUACGAAGCUGUGCAGGACAACUGGAGAAAUAGCGAAGCCAUGGAACGAGAAAAUGGCUACGGUAUCUUGGCAAUUCUUCUGCGCGAGAAGUUCGGGUUCCAGCUUGGCAACGGCCCAACCGCAGGUAGAUCCACGGCUAUUAGCACCAAGGAUGACGAGCUCAACACAUUGAUGCUUGAGCUUCUGCGCUUGACACUUGCGUUUGUGGGAUACGACUUCAUAAAACCCAAUCAUUCCAUCAUCUCUAAUCCAUUGGCCUAUCGGGUCUUGCUCGUCGAUAUGGACAUCUGGUGUUAUGGAGAAUCGCCGGUGCAAGACUUGUAUUACUCGCAAUUCUGUACCUUUGUGUCCGACAGUAACUACCGUCGGUUCAAUGCCAGACGCUUUGGUCGCAUGCGUGUCAAUAAGAAAUUGCUCGAAACUCUGAAAGGAGACGAAUUGACCAAAGAGACUGUUGGGCCAUGCAUGGCCUCCUUCCGGGCUCUGCUGGAGAGUAAUCUCUCGCCCGAUCUCCUUCGCUCUUUCGCCUUGUCUAUAACGUAUAAUCUCCAUCGACCGAAACCACUUACUGCCCUCCAAAAGAAGAAGAGUAUCCGUUUCGCCCCAAGCUCGUCUCGACCACCCUCCUCAAAGUCGGACACCAGCCAGCACGUACCCAGUGCCACAUUGGGCAUAGAGAUGUUGCGGCUUUAUUCUUCAAUCCUCUGUAAUGUCUUGGAUCCGAUACCACUAAGAAAGUUCGCGAAGGCGGUCACAAACAAGUGGCUUCUAUAUCUUUCCUGCGAGGACGAGCCGGAAGUCGUUGUACAUGCAGUCAAAAUUUUGGCUCGACUACUGGUCAUCCACGGAAGUAGCUACAGUAAGAAAUUCUCUGACAAGAAUGGAGGAUAUACUGUGCUCGAGUACCACCUGAAAAGAUGGUGGAACAUCCCUGCUCUGUGGCCCGCCUGCUUCUCCAUUCUUUUUGGACAGGACAUCGCCCUUAAGGACCUUGACCAACCAUUUGAUGCGCCAAGACUCAUUUGUAUGUUUCUGGCAGAUGGGGAUCUACAAAUCGCCUUUCCAGAAAUGCUUCCAGUUAUUAUGGGUAUGCUCAAGAGCGGACUUAGGAGCUCUGUUCUUGCAAGUGAGACAAGCGAUCAAUCCACGUUGAAACCUGAGACCAUUUCAACAAAGCCUCGGAUGUCAUUGCAUAGCUUGAAUAAUAUUGCUGCAGCUGACCGGUCAGCGCAUAACUUUUCUCUUAUGUCGUCGGUUGUCGACUUUCUGAAAGGGCUUUCGUCCCGAUCACCCACCUUUCAGGACUUUACAAUCCACUCCACCUUCGUCCAGGAGCUGCUCGCCAUUCUCUAUCCCACCGUCGUGGGCGUGGAUUCUAUCAGUCCAACUACUGAAAUGAACUCUCGAUACAACGGCCUUAGCUUUGAUGACAGCAAUCUGGUUCUGCGACCUCACUCUAGUCGUGGCAAUACCUCAACAGCCUUGCAAUCAAGCAUGAUUGACUCUACCGAGAGCCCUGAAGAGAGCACGGAAUCUCUGCAACGCAAGUCCUCUUUUAUCAUCGUCUCCUCAGACAAAAUGAAGCAUCAACCAUCUACGGCACGGAUUCGGCGUGUCGUAAACCUCACUUUCUCAGGGGAGGGCGCAACUACGGGUCAUCCGCUUGUCAAGGCUAUUACUGCCCUCACGAUUGACGUCUUCGAGGAUCAGCUCUUAGAGCGAAAAGAUUUCUCCGGCUUGGGAUUGUAUCAGAAAACUCCUCCCGGUUUCCUCGAACAUCAGGCCUACUUCAAUUCGUGGAUCUUCGAUUCCCUCAUGACCAGAUUAAAGGAAGUUCCCGCAUCCCAACCGCGGCUUCUGCAUGAACCUCGCACCUUGACCAAUCUGGCGCGUUUUGCCACGCAUCUGACAGAGGCUGUCUACGAAGGGUGGUUUAUCAAUGGGGCAGUUACGAGCCUCGAAUACCUCGGCGUGAUCCUGGAGUAUCUGCAACGCCCCGACAUCUCCCAUCUGAAGAGCAUUCGUCUAUGCACCCAAGCUGUGUCCACCCUGCAUUCAACGCUAUACAAGAUCGUUCUGUUCAAGUUGUCAGAGGCAGAUGACUCCGAGACUUUGCCUGUCCUGAAGCGCCUGAAUUACUGGCAGGUCGUGCUUCUCGCUGCCGCGGAGACACAGUCCAAGCACCUCCAGCUCCUCUGCUAUCUUCUGUACACCAAGCUCAUCAGCACCGAAAAGGACAUUCGCCUGACAGCUGCUAGUCUCUGGCGAAUCAUCUUAGUACAAAAGCCCGAUGAAGUGACCAUUCUUCUAGGCCACGGGCCUGCCAGUCUCCAGCGCCGACUCGCCGAAGGCUUCGACGCUCUUGCAGGAUUGGAUGAUGACGCAUUCUUGCAGUGGAUUGAUGAUCAACGAGAUGACCUCGAUGCGCUCUUCUUUGGCAUCCUGUCUCGGCAGUGGGAGUCUUUCGUUCAGGAGGAAAACGUGAAGAGUGAAGACUCUGCCAAGAACAGGAUUAGCAAGCGCAAGGACAAGCUGAAGCAGUGGGCUCAGCUGGAAAAGUACGACGAGGAUGUCAUUCGAAAGCACGAUGCCACUCUUCCGCACUGGAUUUCAAACAUCUCGGCAUCGGAAUUCCUGAAGUCUCAGAGAUUCCUCCAAGAUCUUCAAGAUAAUUCUGCUUUCAUGUGGUCUGCGUUUUCCAAUCUCCUGGUAGACCUGCAUCGACCUGGUGGUCUUCUCGCGGAAGAAAAGGAUCGCAAAUUCAGGCUCGAUCAGACUGAAGGCCGUAGCCGCAUGCGGCUGCGAGUUGUUCCUGAUGAUUCCGGGGAGCGACAGGAUUAUCAACCUAAGCGGAAGGCGUCUGGACCACCCGCACCAAAGCUUGAUACCCGGGUGCGUGCACUCUCAGCAGGAGAAGUGGCCUCUACUCCUACCGUGAUGACAGCCGAGCCCGAAGCUGUGGAGCCCAGGCAGCAAGGUGGCGAUGCAGACAACUCAGACGAUCGCAGCGGGAAUGAAGAGGAAAACUUCGAAAUGAUCGACGACCCGAAGCUGGAGAUUGAAGACUAUGAAGAUAAGAACCGCAGAGUCAUGCGAUCUCUCCAUCGAGGCGACCAGGUUCAGAAUGUAUGCAACAUGUCCCGGAUCAUCGGUCUGGAGGCCGUAGAGGGUCUAUUGAUUCUCGGAAAAGACUGCAUCUACAUCCUCGACAACUUCUUCCAGCGCGCCGAUGGUGAAAUCGUGAACGUCUGGCAAGUCCCUCCCGACGAACGUGACCCAUACGUGCGAAUGAUUGCGGGACGAGAGUCGAAUGAUCGCCGUUCACAAGAACAUGAGACUCGAAGCUGGAAGUGGUCCGAUCUUGUCAGUGUUUCCAAGCGCCGAUUCCUCUUCCGUGAUGUUGCCUUGGAGAUCUUCUUCACAGAUGGCACCAGCUAUCUGCUGACUUUCUUCUCGGCGCCCGUGCGAGACAACCUGUGCAAUCAACUUGGAAAUAAAGCCCCACAAGUUACCGGGAGUGCUGGACACUCGCGACCAGAAGAUAUUUGGAGAUUUGAGACUCUUCGCAGCCAGGAAGAUGCACCGCAAUCCCUUGGCUCUAAAUUUGCCAGCGUCUUUGGGCACUUGCCAGCAAACCCGGCCACGCGGAAAUGGGUUCGCGGGGAGAUUUCAAACUUCCACUAUCUGAUGCUGAUCAAUACACUCGCUGGUCGGACAUUCAACGACUUGACCCAGUAUCCCGUUUUCCCAUGGGUCCUGGCAGACUAUACCAGCGAGGAGCUUGACUUGACAAAUCCCAAGACAUUCCGUGAUCUAUCUAAACCCAUGGGUUGUCAAACUCCAGAUCGGGAGAUAGCCUUCCGAGAGCGCUACAACGCCUUUGCCGAGAUGGGCGACGACAAGUCUCCGCCGUUCCACUAUGGCACCCACUAUUCCUCUGCGAUGAUUGUCAGUUCGUACCUGAUCCGCCUGCAGCCCUUUGUCAAGUCCUACCUGCUCUUGCAAGGCGGGACGUUUGACCAUGCAGACCGACUGUUUUACUCCAUUCGAAAGACCUGGGAGUCCGCAUCACGCGGCAAUAUGACCGAUGUUCGAGAGUUGAUCCCCGAGUUCUUCUACCUCCCCGAAUUCCUGUCGACCUUCCACCAUGGGCGAAGAGGGGACCCAAAGAUAUUCAUUGAAAAGCAUCGAGAAGCCCUUGAGAGUCCCUACGUCUCCGAGAACCUGCAUCAUUGGAUCGACCUUGUCUUUGGGAGCAAGCAAAAGGGCGAGGCUGCAGUUGAAGCUGCCAAUGUAUUCCAUCAUCUUUCAUACAAGGGUGCCAAAGAUCUGGACGCCAUUGAUGACCCGAUGGAGCGGUUGGCGACUAUUGGUAUCAUUCACAACUUCGGACAAACACCUGGGCAAAUUUUCCAACGUACCCAUCCUCCGAGGGAAGAUCAGCGGUACCGUGUGCCCCGGCUGGAUACCCUUGCCGAGUCGUUAACCCAGAUGCCCUUGUCUCUUCUUGAUAUCGAGGAACGUGUCGUGACCCUGUCUAUGAAACAGGAUCGAUUGUUGUGCACUGCUGCACUUCGACUUAACGUCCCGCCAGCCUAUGAUCAUUAUAUGGAAUGGGGAUUCUUCGAUGGAAGUGUACGCUUCUAUUCGACGGACAGUCGCAAGCUUCUAGGUCAUUUCGAGCAUCUCCAUGUCGGGCAGCUCUCGCAUGCCAGUUUCGCUGACUCAAGGACCUUGAUCACCUGUGGCACUGAUUGCACCAUUUCCUUGUGGACGGUCACUGCGACCUCGAGAGCGGUUGACUUGCAACCUAUUGGAUCGCUCUUUGGCCACCGUGCUCCAGUGACCGUGCUUGCCGUAUCUCGUUCAUUCAGUGCCCUGCUAUCCGCGUCCACCGAUGGCCAUAUCAUGCUUUGGGAUCUGAAUCGCCGGUACUUUGUGAGGACGCUGCCAACAGACGGGGUCGUGGAUUGCGCCCGCAUCAACGACGUUACUGGGGAUAUCAUUGUGUGCCGAGGCACUCGCAUCACCAUGUACACCCUCAACGGCGAGUUACUCGUCGACCAACCCGUCUGCGACUCUCCCGACGACCACGUGCUAUCCUGCGUAUUCUACGAAGGGGUGCAGAACGAAUGGCUCGAGCGCGAGCUAGUUUUAACCGGCCACAGCCGGGGUGUGGUGAAUAUCUGGAGCAAGGUGAUUCGCAAUGGCGGGUUCGAGCUGGAGCUCAUCCGCCAACUGCAUCAUACCGACAACAGUCGCGACAACGGGGCCAACAUCCAGUCCGGCAUCAGUUGUAUCCUUGCCCUGCCGCAGGUGGUAUAUACCGGGGACGAGGCUGGUCGAGUGUACGAGUGGAACUGUAUCCAACGGCGCUGA